AUGUCUCGUGUAUCAGCAAACAAUUUUAUUGGUAAAUAUGUUCCUGACAGUUAUUUUACCAGAAACCAAGUUGCCAAUUUAAACGUGAAGAGUGCUAUCCCAACUCGACCACUCUACCGUACAGUUGAAGAAAUUGAUUCCGAUAUCUUCGCAAGUGUUUUAAGAAAUAUGCCACCUAAUUACCCAAGGUCGCGACUUCAUAAUUCAAAACAAAUCUCGGCCUUCUCCCAGAGUUACCUACAAAAACAGAGAGUAGAAUCGCUCCUUUCUGGAUCAUCUGCAAGUUCAUCACGUUCUACAUCGCCUGAGAGAGCAUAUCAACCAGUGGCAAGAACGAAUCAUGACAACAGUGGCUACCAUGGGAGGAGAUCACAUCAGGGAAGACGAUCACCACCAAGAUAUACUUCACCGAAUUACAACGUUGAUAGAAUGUUGGCUAGUAGCCCCUACAUAAAGAACGGACAAACCGAAGCUUAUCAUAGACGAGAACUGAGCCAGCCUUCAAGGAGGAUAAGUGGAAAACCAGGGCAUCAUGGCUCAAAACCAUACCUUGAUGGACACAAUAGAGGUAAGUUGGCUGAUUACUUACUUAAUCUCAUUAUUACUUAA
This is a messenger RNA of Rodentolepis nana, 609 nucleotides long. The record is from the annotation of a GenBank genome assembly. Lineage: Eukaryota; Metazoa; Platyhelminthes; Cestoda; Cyclophyllidea; Hymenolepididae.